This is a messenger RNA of Gryllus bimaculatus (two-spotted cricket), 840 nucleotides long. Lineage: Eukaryota; Metazoa; Arthropoda; Insecta; Orthoptera; Gryllidae. The record is from the annotation of a GenBank genome assembly.
AUGUUAAGUAGGAAUUUCCAGGAAGCAUUGCGUGCAAUCGAGCCAUUCAGAAAAGCCCAGGGUUCUGGUGUAUCCAACCUCACUACUACUCCAACCCUUCCUGCCUCGCAAGUUGUCGCGGAGUCGGCCGGUAAAGAUCUUCCAUCCGGCCCCCACCCGCUCAGCUUCCAGUCGCUCCGCGCGCGGCGCCGCCGAGCCCUAACCAGUUCCCGACAACCCGGCGGCCGCCGGCGUCCUCGAACCCGCGUACCCGCCACCCCACCCCUCACCACCCACCCAUCAGCCACGCGCGAGCCCGGAGGCCCACCCCUCGGAGAGGUGGACACGCCACCCCGCGCCCCCGCGCCCACGACGGCGCCCGCCGAAAGCGGCACGUCGCCGUCGCCGUCGCCGCCGCCGCCCGCCGACGGCAAGACGGUGCUCAUCCUCAAGCCCUUUGCCAAGGCGGUGGCCGGCAUCAACGGCACGGCGGUGGCCACGCCCGUCGGCCACGCGGUGUACCACAAGGGCCAGCCCGUGGACGUGGUGUUCGACCCCCGCGCGGUGGCGGUGGCAGGGCCCGGCGGCCACGCGCGAGCGCACUCCGACCUCAUCGUGUCCUACGUCGAGAAAGAAGAGCCUGAGCACCGCGCGCAGCUCACCGAACUCAACUACUUCGGCGCCGCGCGUGGCCGGCGGCCCGUGCUGGCCUGGCAGCUGCGCCAAGAAGGAGAUGCGGAGGGCGGUGGCGACAGCGAGCAAGGAGGCAGCGGAGGCGGCGGGGGCGGCGGUGGUGGCGGCGGAGGAGGCGGCGGAGGUGGUGGUGGUGCGGACAGUGUGGUCGUGAACCAACCGCCUCCA